AUGUCGGUCAGGGAGCUAAUGGGCUUGGCUGCCGGUGAGUGGAAUUACGCCGGGCUCAAACAGGAUGCAGAUCAGAUGCAGGCGUCGUCAAACCCGCCGAGGCGCCGCUCGUCCCAGAAGGGACAGCACCAGCAGGACCAUCGCCUAGCCUUAUCCCCGUUGCCUUCGGCCCCGCUUCAGAGCCCAACAGCCCCUACGCCACCCUCCUCCGUGCCUUCGUCCUGGACAAGCGUUUCCGCCAGCCGUGACCCAAGCGGUAGUGAGCUGUCUUCAGCCGAGGAUGUCAGUGAUUGGAGUGAGGCAGAAAAGAGGUCCCCCAAGAAAAGGAAGGUCGAUGCACCCAUCGCUCGGCCACAAAGAACUCGCAAGCCUUCGCUGAAGGUUUUGGAAAAUACUACCACUGAAGCUAACAAGAGGACAAGAAGGAGGUCAUCGACAAUUGUGCUAAAGCUUGAUGGCAAGAAGCUCCAGGAGCUUGUUACAAGGCCGAGCUCUGGUGAGCCUACAUCCCCAUCGCUGCCGACUGCCUCUGCUCCGGAACCAAUCAGGACACAAGAGGCGCAGGGCCCCUUGACCUCACUACCUUCGAGCCCAAAGUCCGAAGCCCAGCUUCGGGAUGCUCCCAGCCCCACUCUCGUCGUCACCAAAUGCGAAACCUUCACUCCUACAGAUGGCGCCAUGGAUGUCGACCCUACCUCCCAAGUGUCUGAGAAGACCCCCACCAAAUUGAGUCGUAAACGCCGCUGGCCCAAAGAGACAGACAGUCUCAUCGGGCCAGCCACGGAGUCUCAGACUGAAGAAAACGGUCGUCAAGCUGCUCCCGAUCCGAUUCCCCAAGACUUGGAGCCAUUGGCCCAUGUUUCGAGGCAACUCAUGCACCUCAGUGGAUGCCCAAUCGACGCCAAGCCACCCCCCGUUGGUCAGCCAGAGGUCUGGGCUGAUGGCCGCCAGGCCCUCUGCGAGUCUCUGCCCUAUUUCCGGGGAUACCAGAGCGCCGGCUACUGUGCGGACGGCUUGGCAUACUCCUUCAUGUUUGAUAAGGAAGGAUCCUGCCGUGACUAUAUGGAUUCAGAGGUGGUCAUCGCACGCUCAGGUGGAGGCUUGACCAAGGAUCAUGUCACCGGAAAGAUGGCACGCCAUGUUGACCAGUCUGAAACCAAGCAGGUCGAGAGUGUGAGGAAUAGCAUUCACCAAUACAACCCGGUGGCCAUCCUCGCCGGCGAAGGAAACUCGCAAUGCCCCUCGAGAGUCCCCCGUGUCUACACCGUUCUGGACUGGUUCAAGCCAACACACAUUUGGGCCGAGAAAUUCAACGGCAUGGUCAACAUCCGCUACCGGUUUGAGAAGUUGCGCUUGGAUAAACAGAGCUGGUGGGCUUCUUCGACCGGUCCGGAACCAACGAGAGUUGGAGAACAGGCACCGCCUCACGUUCAUACUUGUCUACAAUGUGAGAAAAAGAGCGAACAGGUCUACCUACAGGGGUGGAUGUGUCUGCAUCCAGAUUGCCCUCGGUUCUGGAAGCUUGAGUCCGGGCAUGAGCCACAGGAAGCCGGUUUAUUAUACGAUCCUCGGUUCCUGAAGCAGAAGACUGACUGGCCACACGCCAGCGCUCCGCAGCCGUUGCGACCGGACCACCUCACACUGGGCCCAACACCGAUGCUGGGAGACGAUGUGUCAUGGGCUGCAGCUAAAGGCUUGGUGUGUCCUCAGUGCGGCCGCUGCAAUUCAAGAGAAGCCUGGGAGGGCUGGUACUGCGGCAACCCGGAUUGCGACUUCUCAUACAGGCUGCCUCACGCAAACAUUCCAGCCAAUGCCCUGCACGACCCGUACAGACCCAUCUCAUACGGCUACACGAUUUCAAAGGAUAAAAACCCAGGAAACCUCGCCCUACGUAUGGAGCUUGUCCACAACUACCGAAUCAACUACUUCACGAUCCCGGGCGUGGAUGGGUUCAUCGCACACUUCAUUGCGAACAAGGCGAUCAACGAGGAAGCGGGCGGACCCGACGACAUGUGGACGGAGCUCCAGGCCAGCGAUCUGGGCCUCCGCCGGCGCCCGCUCGCCACCACCAGCCUCAAAGGCCAAACGCUGACGCAGCACUUCCUCAUGAACUACGGCAUGCCCUACAAAUUCGCCGUGGCGACGGCCAGCCAACCCUUCAGCUCCGCCCCGCGGCCCAUCACGGCGACGCGGUCCCGGCUCAACUGGGCGGCGCGCCACUGCGUGGGCGCCGACGUGCACAGCAGAGAGGCAGAGUUCAACGAGCUCCUCGCCCUCGGGUACUUUGAGAAGCAGAAGAUCAGCUACCACGACGACGGCGAGAAGGGCCUCGGCCCCACCAUCGCGACGCUGUCCAUCGGCGCGCCGGCGACGAUGAGCAUCCGCAUGAAGGAGAAGCAUCACUUCGGCGUGACCGAAAAGAAGGGCACGACCGAUACGAGGACUUAUGUCGAUAUCCCGCCCAUACAGGGGUGCAACAAGUUCGAGGAGCGGCUGUCGGCGCACGCGCAGCUGGAGCAGUUGAAGAGGGAGGGGGAUGCAGCCGCGUACAGGGAGCGGUUGAAGGCGCUGCCGGCUGAAUUGGAGUUGAAGAAAAAGGGGAAGGCGAAGGAGCUGCUUGAGAUGCAUCUGAGGCAUGGGGAUAUAGUCGUCAUGCACGGAGCGAAGAUGCAGCAGUACUACGAGCACAAGGUCGAGCCUGUCGGAAAGCUUCGCUUCGCUCUGACGUGCCGGUAUAUUCGCCCGGACUCGCUGGAGCCAAAGGAUCGGCCUGAGUACGAGGUCGGGCCGGAUAUGGGGGAGUAUGAUGGGGCCAGGCUUCCUGCUGUGUCUGUUUAG
This is a messenger RNA of Diplodia corticola, 2838 nucleotides long. Its product is annotated as oxoglutarate iron-dependent oxygenase. The record is from RefSeq and is a predicted model, not a curated record. Gene Ontology annotation, biological process: DNA repair. Lineage: Eukaryota; Fungi; Ascomycota; Dothideomycetes; Botryosphaeriales; Botryosphaeriaceae. The transcript has 2 exons. Bases 1 to 2838 code for a protein of 945 amino acids.